This is a messenger RNA of Moneuplotes crassus, 3129 nucleotides long. The record is from the annotation of a GenBank genome assembly. Lineage: Eukaryota; Ciliophora; Spirotrichea; Euplotida; Euplotidae.
CAUCCCUGAGAACAUAGGCUCCUUCCAUUCUCCGUGCAACAGCACGGAGAAUGGAAGGUCCAGAGUUCACCCAGUGUCGCCUCUAGCUAGUUCACACGAUUUUUAUGAGAGAAAUGGGCCUGAAAGCAAAUCCUGAGAGCUAUCUGGGCGAUACGGAAAGUUUCACCAACAGUUUUUGUAUAAAUAAUGUAUCUUUGCUGGAGAAAGCUGUCCCGAAUAGUAACAAAAACCGAAGAAAAUUGAAAAGUCUUCAUAAUUCAUUGAAGAAUUUGAAUUUUGAACUUGAUUUGACCUUUGAUCUGUUGAAGAAUUUUGAGUCUGCAGUCAACAAUCCAAAUAAUUCCCAAAAUUCGUUCUUCAGCAUUCUGAAAGAAGAGAACUUAUCAAAGGAACAAGCACUUAAAGGAAUCAAAGCGAUGUGAGACUUAUUAAGAGAACUAUUGGAGGAGAAAGGAGAGCAAAACUUUGGAGCCCUCUUUGAGGAUUUAAAAUAACUACUCAAAAGCAGUCAGAUUUAUCAUUAAAUUUCUCCUUGAAGAUUACAAUGAUGGAAGGAAAACUGAUUGAGAGUGCCUAGGUCAUCCUGAAACUACAGUUCUCAGUUACUGAAUAGAUAUUCUUUGGAAAUGAAACAUCCUCAGUAUUCACUCAAGAAUAAAGCACAUCCUGCUCGCUGAUACUCAAUCCAACGAGGGCUUAGUUAUGAAGCUGCGCAAGGUAAUAGAAGACCUCAAAUUCGAGAAAGAACAACUAACCAAGAACCUCAAGAGCACUGAAAAGGAUUACUGUUCCAAAAUAAUUGAACUAGAGCGUUCCAUAAAACGACUCUCCAAAGAGAAAGAAGAGCUCCAUAAUAUAGUAAAAGACAGGGAUUUCCAACUUCAAUCUAUCAAAAACAUUGAAAAAUAAUGGAGACAAGCACCUCUCCAUCAUUGAGAAUAGGCUACAUCAGAUGGACUUCAAUCUGAUUGAGGCUACUAGGGAGAAAGAUAGCCAGAUGACUGAGAUCAACAAGUUCAUGAGAGAAAUGAACACUUAUUUUGCAUCAAUCACACAGAAUGAUAAUGUAAAGAAGAUUAAGCUUAAGCAGAAGAGGACCAAACUUCCUACUAAAAAUAUUGAUAUCCUUUCUGAAAGCGAUGAUCAGUUUAUUAAUUCUAAGACAAAUAAUUUCUUGUAUGGAACUAUGAAAAGGCAAGCAAGUUUGAAGUCAAUCAGUGAGUUCAGUGACUCCAAUUCCAAUUCUCGGUCUAUAAAACCUACGUCUACUGCAACACCUCAGGCUGAUUCUGAAAGCCUUGAUAUAGCUACAUUAAUAGAACAAAAACUAAAAUCUAUGAUGAACAAAAGUGGGGAAAAGAGUGGGAAAGAUGAAUUAUUAAACCAAAAUUCUCUAAAAUUCAUUUCCCUUAUCCAGAACCAAUGAAAAGACCAACUCCAGCCUAAUAGUCCUCAAGCCUCACCCUCCAAAUCCCCUGCCAAUUCCUCAACAUUCUCUCGUGAAGAAGUUAUCUCCUUUUCUGACAAAACCUGCCAGACGACUCUCUCAAUUCCCUGUUCUUCAGGAGGGAACUCCCAAAACAAAACGAACAAAUCCUUACUUCUCAAGUACAUUACAUGCACUAAGAACACUAAGAUUAAGAACGUGGACAUCCCUGGUGGUGAAGACAUGGAGAAGAUCCUCAAGCUGAUCCAUAAAUAUACGAAGAAUAAGAAACGUCUCAGGAACAAAAGCGAGAGCUUCACUGCGAUGACAGAGUCUAAUAUAUACAAACUGUUAGAGCUAAUUUUUACAGAGAAGAUUAUCCUUGAUUACGAGAAUUCUAAAGGCCAUACAAAUGUGGCAUUUUCAGACUUUGUUGUAGACCAUCUGAUCAUGAAGUUCGGACUGAAGACUAUUGCUGUUAAGAACUUGAUUUCGCUCAGAAUCGGCCUUCAGGAUAUUGUCAAAAGUUCGUUAAGAGAAUACCGGGCGAAGAAGAAAUAGAUCAGGUCUCAAUUCGAACUCUAAGCUUGCAAACAAAAUUGAUGAUAUGAAAUUUCCAUAUGCGUCUUAUAUUAUAAACUUGCUUAAAAUUGACCAGCCUCAUGAGAUUAUUAUUUCUACACAUUAUCCACCAGAUAUCGAGAAUUUGAUAAUUAGAUCAAGAAUCAUAUUUGAGGAGGCUCAUAAAUAAGUAUAAAUUGAGUGCAAUGAAUAAGAAGAUAGUAGUACCAGAUCAACCUCCAAAUUUAAUCCACGGAGGUGAAUGAAAUGUACUCGAACUCAUCCACAUCGUAACUCAAUGCAUCGGGAAAGAUGAAGAACUAUGAGAAGAGUUUAUCCCAAAAUUACUUCCAAACAAUAUUCCAAAUUUUGAUUCCAAAGAAGAAGAGAAUGCUUUCAUGCUAAACUUCGCUCAAUCCAAAAUCUGCUUCAGUAUUGCUAAGCUCGGCAAAAAUGUCCAGUACAUGUUCGAGACUCUUGAUGAAGAUGGGAAUGGAAUUCUAGACUCUGGAGAGAUAAUCAAUGGUCUCAGAGACAAGUUUAACGUUUAUUUCUCCUUUAAAGAAGCCACAAAUUUUAUUGAGUACAUGGACUCUGAUAAAAGUGGUGAUAUAGACUUUGACGAGUUUAGUGCAAAAAUUAACUACAAGAGCUACAAUAAAAAUUAUGCCAGGUACAUGAUCACCAAGGCUAGAUUCAUUACAAUCGUACUUGAACAAUGGGAGAGUCACAAGAAUAGAAUUUACGAUAGAUUAAUUCAAGUCUUCGAAAAAUUUGAUGAAAAUUCAGAUGGAGUUCUCACAUUCGAUGAGUUUGAAGUUUUAAUCAACAACAUUGGCUUCUCACCCAAUCACCAAGAUGAUGGGAAGAUUAGUCCACAGAAAAUAAUUAACCUCUUUAACGAAACCCUUGAUUCAAUGGAAGAGGAAGGAAUGGCAAAUGAUGAUAUGGAUUAUAUGAGCCCUGAAGCUUUCUGAGCAAUGGCCUUCAAGUACAAACUCGGAGGCUACGGCAGGGACUUCUUUGAAGCCUAUAUCACCCAGUUUCUUGAUGAGAAGAAGACCGCAUCUAUUGAAGACAAAAGAUUGGCAAGGUACCAAAGUGUGUUGAAGAAGACCCUAAUAAACACCAUUGGAAAAUAA